AUGGCGGGAAUGAAUGUCCGGCUCGCCUUUGCCAUAGUCUCGUCAGCCUGCUGGUCAGCGUUCCAACAUGGGUACAACACAGGAGUCAUGAACGCGCCACAAGCUAUAAUAUCAGAAUGGCUUCAGAAGGAAGCUUUGACAGGCACGAACACGUCCAUCGUUAAACCAGAAGACGACCCCAAGGUGACGACCGUGAGGGCAGUAGCGGUGUCCAUAUACUGCGUCGGAGGAAUGAUCGGAGGCAUCAUCACGGGGUUCAUUGCUGACAGGUUCGGUCGUAAAGGAGGUCUUCUACUGAACAACGUAUUCGUAUUUGUGGCGGCGCUAUUUGAAGGUACGGCCAAAGUGGCCAACUCUGCAGAACUGCUAAUAGUUGGAAGAUUGUUGAUAGGUGUAAACAAUGGGUUAAAUGCUGGCCUAGCGCCACUGUACCUGUCAGAGAUAUCGCCCGUCUCCCUGAGAGGAUCGAUAGGUACAGUCUACCAGCUGGUGAUUACCAUGACAAUAUUACUGUCACAAGUGCUGGGCCUGGAGUCAGUGUUGGGUACUGCAGAAGGCUGGCCGUGGUUGCUCGCCGUUACAGCAAUUCCCGCGAUCCUGCAGUGCGUCAUGCUGCCAUUCUGUCCAGAGUCACCAAAGUAUUUGCUGCUUGACAAGGGUCAGGAACUGCAUGCGCAGAGAGCUCUUAACUGGUUGAGAGGCGACGUGGCUGUUCAUGGGGAAAUGGAAGAAAUGCAUCAGGAAGCAGAGAAGAACAAAGUGACAAAGAAAGUUAAUCUAAGAGAGUUGCUCGGCAACAGGCAGCUUCGCCAACCGCUGAUAAUUGCCAUGAUGAUGAUGAUUGCGCAGCAGCUGUCCGGCAUCAACGCGGCCAUAUACUUCUCCACUGACGUUUUCCGGAAACAAGCGAAACUGACCACGAGCCAGUCGCAGUACGCCACUUUGGGAAUGGGCGGUAUGAACGUAGUGAUGACGGUGAUCAGCUUGUUCUUGGUGGAAGCGGCCGGCAGGAAAAGUCUCCUGCUCGCAGGGUUCGGUGGAAUGUUCGUGAGCACAGUCGCACUCUGUACCGCCUACGUCUAUGUGCACAUAGCAUGGGUGCCGUACCUCUGCAUCGCCCUGGUGAUACUGUUCGUGGUAAUGUUCGCCGUGGGGCCCGGCUCCAUACCCUGGUUCCUCGUCACCGAGCUGUUCAACCAGACGUCUCGUCCUGCCGCGACGUCGGUGGCGGUGACCGUCAACUGGGCCGCCAACUUCAUCGUGGGACUCAGUUUCUUACCCCUUUACCUACAACUGGGAUCAAACGUAUUUAUAAUAUUCGCGGUCCUCCAGCUCCUGUUCAUAUUGUUCAUUUACUUCAAAGUGCCUGAAACGAAGAACCAGACUGUUGAAGAAAUCACAGCAAUGUUUAGGCAACAGAUGUAG
Molecule: messenger RNA, 1425 nt
Organism: Arctia plantaginis
Lineage: Eukaryota; Metazoa; Arthropoda; Insecta; Lepidoptera; Erebidae
Source: the annotation of a GenBank genome assembly